AGAGGCAAAGUGUGCGCCCGCCUUUCACCCGGGAGCUGCACUCAUCCCAAUUCAGUCCGGGGAGACCUGGGCUCCCGCGCCCCCGAGUUGGGGGAGGGCGUCGCGGGCCGGGUACCCGGGGUUCGCGAGUCCCGGCCCCUGGCGUCCAGCGCUCCCUAGUCCGCGGCCCUGGCUCCUGUCCUCACUUCCUUCCCCUUUUGGCUCCUGUUCUCGGAGCGAGCGGACGUGGGGGGGAGCGGAAAGGGCGGGAGGGCCCGGGAGUCCGGCGGAGGGGGGCGCCGGGGGUGCGGAAAAGCCGCGCGGGGACUCGGUCGGGGGCCGGAGACCGACGGGGACGCGGCCCGGGACGCGCGCUGCCCCCAGCCCGCAGCAGGCCCCGGUGUCUGUCUGGGAUGAGGAGGAGGAAGGUGCUACAUUCACUGUCACCAGCCGUCAGUAUCAGCCUCUUGAUCCCUUGGCCCCGACACCUCCCCCACGCUCCUCCCGAAGGCUGCGAGCUGGCACCCUGGAGGCCCUGGUCAGACACCUGCUGGAUGUUCGCACCUCAGGGGCUGACAUGACAUUUACAUCAACUUUUCUGGCCACCCACCAGGCCUUCACCUCCACACCUGUCCUGCUACAGCUUGUGAUUGACAGGCUAGAAGCCCUGGAAUGUCAUUCUGCCGACGAACUAGAGAGAACAAAAGGGGUAGCCAUCUCUGUACUGUCAACCUGGCUGGCCUCUCACCCUGAGGAUUUUGGCUCUGAGGUCAAGGGUCAGCUUGACCGCCUUGAGAGCUUCUUGCUUCGAACAGGGUAUGCAGCAGGGGAGGGUGUUGGGGGGGGCAGCGCUGACCUCAUCCGCAACCUCCGGUCCCGGGUGGACCCCCAGGCCCCCGACCUUCCUAAGCCCCUGGCCCUCCCCGGCGAUCCCCCUGCUGACCCCACGGAUGUCCUGGUGUUCCUCGCUGACCACUUGGCCGAACAGCUGACCCUGCUAGAUGCGGAGCUGUUUCUCAAUCUGAUCCCCUCUCAGUGCCUGGGAGGCCUGUGGGGUCACCGAGAUCGACCAGGACAUUCCCACCUCUGCCCAUCUGUUCGAGCUACUGUCACUCAGUUCAACAAGGUGGCAGGGGCAGUGGUCAGCUCUGUCCUGGGGGCUACCCCGAUUGGAGAUGGGCCUGGGGAGGUGACCAUACGACCACUUCGUCCACCCCAGAGGGCCCGGCUCCUGGAGAAGUGGAUCCGAGUGGCAGAAGAGUGCAGACUUCUCCGAAAUUUCUCUUCAGUUUACGCUGUUGUGUCAGCUCUACAAUCCAGCCCCAUCCACAGGCUCCGAGCAGCCUGGGGGGAAGCAGCCAGGGACAGCCUUAGAGUCUUCUCCAGCCUCUGUCAGAUUUUCUCUGAAGAGGAUAAUUAUUCCCAGAGCCGGGAGCUACUUCUUCAGGAGGUGAAGCUGCAGCCCUCUGUGGAGGCGAAUUCUAAAAAGACCCCAAGGUCUGUCUCCCGGGGUGGGGGUGUGGUUCCCUACCUCGGCACCUUCUUGAAGGACCUUGUGAUGCUGGAUGCAGCCUCCAAGGAUGAGCUGGAGAAUGGAUAUAUCAAUUUUGACAAGCGCAGAAAGGAGUUUGCUGUCCUUUCUGAAUUGCGGAGGCUCCAGAAUGAAUGUCGCGGCUAUGACCUACGACCUGACCCUGAUAUUCAGCAGUGGCUACAGGGACUCAGGCCACUGACAGAGGCCCAGAGCCAUCGUGUGUCCUGUGAUGUGGAGCCACCUGGUACCGGUGACACUCCUCCCUCACGUGUGCUUCGGCCAACACUGGUCAUCUCACAGUGGACAGAGGUUCUGAGUUCUGUUGGGGGUCCUACACCCCUUGUCUCCUGGGACCGACCCAGUGUUGGCGGAGAUGAAGUACCAGAAAGCCCUGCUCCUCUACUGACCCGGCUGGCCCAGCAUAUGAAGUGGCCAUCUGUCUCAUCUCUGGAUUCCGCUCUUGAAAGUGCUCCAUCCCUGCACAGUCCCGUUGAUGCCAGCCACCUCUCUCCUCCGGCUUCCUCUCCUAGGCCUUCUCGAGGCCAUCGGCGCUCAGCCUCUUGUGGCUCCCCACUUAGUGGGAGUACAGAAGUAACCUCCAGGGGGACUGGAUAUGGAGUUGGGGGGUCCGGGCCUGGGUCCUCUGAUUGCCGAAUCAUCCGAGUCCAGAUGGAACUGGGGGAAGAUGGCAGUGUCUACAAGAGUAUUCUGGUGACAAGCCAGGAUAAGGCUCCAAGUGUCAUCAGUCGUGUCCUUAAGAAAAACAAUCGUGAUUCUGCUGUGGCUUCAGAGUAUGAACUAGUGCAGCUGCUACCAGGAGAUCGAGAGCUGACAAUCCCACCUUCAGCCAAUGUUUUCUAUGCUAUGGAUGGAGUCUCACAUGAUUUCCUCCUGCGGCAGCGGCGAAAGCCUUCUACUGCUACACCAGGCCUGACCAGCAACCCUUCUGCCUCAGGAACUCCCCCAAGUGAGGGAGGAGGGGGUUCCUUUCCCAGGAUCAAGGCCACAGGGAGGAAGAUUGCCCGGGCAUUGUUUUGAGGGAAGCCCUGGUGGCUCACAGAACUCAAGGUGGCCUUAUCAGAAGUGGGUAGUCAUUCUGAAUAGUGGUAGUUAUGUCACAUAGGGAAGAAAUCCAGAUAAAUGCCAUCCACCCUGGGGCAGUGAAGUGCUGUUAGUUUACAAAUAUCGAAAGAUCCAGUACUGUGGGAAUGGGUGAUCUUGGUAGCCAAGUAGGGUAUCUGUGUAUAGCUCUCCCUACUUUCUAGAAAUGUAGCACAUUGCUAGUGUUGGAAAAAGGAGUGUCUGAUUCCUGAUCACAUCCUAGCAUGCUAAGGGCCAAGGAAAGCCUAAAGGCUCUGAGCCCUCAUGAGAGGGGAUGGCAGUCAGUCAGUUCUAGUAGGAAUUUCUUGUUUUCUAUUCUGGAGGUUCCUGUCACUGUGACAACACUAAGAUAAUAAAAACACUACCUGAAUUCUA
Messenger RNA from Erinaceus europaeus (western European hedgehog), 2989 nucleotides. RefSeq names its product ral guanine nucleotide dissociation stimulator like 2 (gene RGL2). Gene Ontology annotation, biological process: Ras protein signal transduction; positive regulation of GTPase activity. NCBI's taxonomy places the organism in Eukaryota, Metazoa, Chordata, Mammalia, Eulipotyphla, Erinaceidae. The transcript has 17 exons. Gene Ontology annotation, cellular component: plasma membrane. Gene Ontology annotation, molecular function: guanyl-nucleotide exchange factor activity. Bases 557 to 2551 code for a protein of 664 amino acids. The record is from RefSeq and is a predicted model, not a curated record.